UUUCAGUGAAGUUUCCAGAAGAAGAAAGAGACCGUACCCAAAAGAAAAGCUUCAACCAGAGUCUGCAAAAGCUUGAGAAAGAAAAGAACGCAAAUUUAAAUUUGAAACCCUAGCUAGGGUUCGAGGUCUGCGAUUGCACACUCAAAACAGAAGCCAGUGAUGGAGAAACCAUGGGCAUCGGUAGCGUCAAGCUCAGAGGGAUCUCGAGAGCUUCAGUGCAUAGGCAAAUUGGAAAUCGAAAGGCCAAACCCCGUCGGCUUCCUCUGCGGCUCCAUUCCUGUUCCCACAGACAAAGCCUUCCACUCUUUCGAUUCUGCUCUCAUUCCUUCCCGCCAAACAGUGAGUGCUCCGCGGUAUCGAAUGCUUCCGACGGAGACAGACCUCAACAGUCCUCCACUGCUUUCAAAUUUCCCGGACAAGGUUCUUCCCAUUGCUGCCAUGCACUCCAAGGCCGCUGGAGAUAUAGCAUGGGAUGGUGGUACUGUUACAUCAAAUCUCGCUAGGAAAUGUGAGGCCCUUGCUGUGUCUGGUUUGGUUGAGUAUGGGGAUGAGAUUGAUGUCAUUGCUCCAGCUGACAUUCUGAAGCAGAUCUUUAAAAUGCCAUAUUCCAAGGCUCGAUUAUCGAUUGAAGUUCAUCGUAUUGGACAGACACUUGUUCUGAAUACCGGUCCUGAUAUUGAAGAGGGGGAAAAGUUAAUAAGACGACGUAAAAAUCAAUCAAAGUGUGCAGAUCAAUCUCUGUUUUUAAAUUUUGCUAUGCAUUCAGUUCGAAUGGAAGCUUGUGAUUGCCCACCAACUCAUCAUGUCCCAUCAGCGGGGCAAUCCAACUCUUCUGUUCUUCCUGGAGCAAAUACUCAGUUUGUGGGACAGCAUGAGAAUGGUGUCGGGGAUGAAGAAUCAAAUCAUUGUCCAGAGUACACAGAGGUUAAAAGGGAUGAUUUCUUUUGGGACAGUAAGAAGGGUAAGAAAAAUAAGGGACGCAAUCCUGUUAAAAAGGCUUCACAAAUUGGUGAGAAGUCCAGGUGCGCAAUACAAGAGUCUGAAAAACAUAGAAGAGUUGGUAAUGAUGGGUUUUUAAGGGUUUUGUUUUGGCAAUUUCACAAUUUCCGCAUGCUCCUCGGAAGUGACUUGCUUCUAUUCAGUAAUGAAAAAUAUGUUGCUGUUAGCUUGCAUCUCUGGGAUGUUUCACGACAGGUUACACCAUUAACUUGGCUUGAAGCCUGGCUUGAUAAUGUCAUGGCGAGUGUGCCUGAGAUGGCCAUCUGUUAUCAUGAAAAUGGUGUUGUCCAGGGCUAUGAGCUUCUGAAAACAGAUGAUAUAUUUCUACUAAAGGGGAUCUCUGAGGAUGGCGCUCCUGCUUUUCAUCCUUAUGUGGUACAGCAAAAUGGCCUUUCUGUUCUGAGGUUCCUUCAAGAAAACUGCAAGCAAGAUCCUGGAGCUUAUUGGCUGUAUAAAAGUGCUGGGGAAGAUGUCAUUCAGCUCUUUGAUCUUUCUGUGAUUCCUAAGAGUCGUUCUUCUAAUGAUUGUGAUGAUAGCCCAAGCUCCCUGCCUUCUGUAUUGCAUCAAGGGAGAAGUGAUUCCCUGUAUUCAUUAGGGACUCUAUUGUAUCGAAGUGCUCACAGGCUUUCACUUUCAGUGGCUCCAAAUAAUAUGGCAAAGUGUGCCAGGUUCUUCCAAAAAUGUUUGGAACUCCUAGAUGAGCCAGAUCAUUUGGUUGUACGUGCAUCUGCACAUGAACAAUUUGCGAGGCUUAUUUUGAACCAUGAUGAAGAGCUGGAAUUAACGUCUGACGCUCUGCCUGUAGAAUGUGAACUUAUAGUUACUGAUGCUGAGGAAGAUUCUUCGGACUUUUUGAGUAGCAUUUCUGAAUUGUCAGUCCAUGAACCAGUACCCUCCCUUGUUGGAGAGGAAAAUUCAUGUGAAGAUGGACAGAGUUUUCAAGAUUCAGUACGUGAUGCUUCUGUAAAGAUGACUUUAGAAGCAAAUGCAUAUUCUCCAAGAAAAUUGUUAGCAGCAGGUGGCACGGACAUCGGAGGUUCCACAGAAGCUGUACUAAGUUCCUCUGGCGAUGAAAGCUCUGAAGUUGGCAAAUUGCCUGCAACAACCACACAUGUAGUUCAAACGGUUGCCGAACCAAUCUCCUCUAAACUAGCUGCAAUACAUCAUGUUUCUCAGGCUAUUAAAUCUGUUAGAUGGAUGCGCCAACUGCAGACUACGGAAUCCAAGUUGAUGGGCCAGGACAAUGAAACCCAUGAUAGGCCACCUUCAUGUGUUAAUCUUUCCGUUUGUGCAUGUGGUGAUGCUGACUGUAUUGAAGUUUGUGACAUUCGGGAAUGGCUUCCAACAUCAAAAUUGGACCAUAAGCUGUGGAAACUUGUUCUUUUGCUUGGAGAAUCGUAUUUGGCACUUGGACAAGCUUAUAAGGAGGAUGGCCAGUUACAUCAAGCUUUAAAGGUUGUAGAAUUGGCCUGUUCUGUUUAUGGAUCCAUGCCUCAACAUCUUGAAGACACAAAAUUCAUUUCUUCCAUGAGUAGUUGCUUUUCAUCACAGACAAAAUUCAGUUAUACAAAUAAAAAGACGAGAUCAUCUAAUAGUGAUCUGGAGGAUCUGAGCUCCAACUCCAAUGAUGAUUGUCUUUCGUUUGAGCAGUUCUCUUCCAUCUACCUCUUCUGGGCCAAGGCAUGGACACUAGUUGGAGAUGUUUAUGUUGAAUUCCAUAUUGCCAAGGAUAGUAUGAUCCCUGCACUGGAGAAGAGAAAAUACUCUACCAGAGAGUUGAAAGUGUCAUCUGAGGUUGUGAAAGAAGUGAAAAGGCUCAAGAAGAAGCUGGGACAGUAUACGCAGAACUGCAGUUCGUGUUCUCUGGUAAAUUGCAGCUGUCAGAGUGAUAGGGCAAGCAGUGGUAGCAGUGCAAGUAGUAGUCGUCAUGAUAUGCGCUCGGUAACUUGUGGCAGGAAAUACAGUAAAAGAUCAUAUACUAAGAGCAACGCCUACCCACUUUUAAGAGACCCUGAAGAUGAUAAUCUUUGUUUGAAAAUGGAGAACAGAAAUGUUUCUGAUUGUGAAUAUUUACACCAAAAUAGUAAUGGCGAAACCACAGUACAAUCUUCUAACAAUUUGGAAGGCAUCCUAGAGAUGCAUGAUAUGGGGUCGACACUGGCCUCUCAAUCUAAUGCUGCUUUGAGAGAACCAACAAAAGUGAAAAAUGGUGGGAUAUUCAAGUACCUUGGAGGUCCUGCGGUUGGAGAUGCUGAAAGCAAUCUUUCAGAAGCCCUAUGCUGUUAUGAAGAAGCUAGAAAGGCAUUAGGUGGUCUUCCAUCUAAUUCAGCAGAAUUACAAUCUAUAAUGAAAAAGAAAGGGUGGGUAUGCAAUGAACUGGGUCGAAAUAGGCUUGGGAGGAAAGAACUAAACAAAGCUGAAUUUGCUUUUGCUGAUGCUAUAAAAGCAUUCAGGGAAGUCUCUGAUCAUACCAAUAUCAUAUUAAUAAACUGUAACUUGGGCCAUGGAAGACGGGCAUUGGCAGAAGAGAUGGUAUCAAAGAUUGAUAGUCUCAAGACGCAUGCAAUCUUUCGAACUGCAUACAACCAUGCAUUAGAGACUGCAAAAUUAAAAUAUAGUGAAUCACUUAAAUAUUAUGGGGCAGCAAAAGUGGAACUCAAUGCGUUUGUUGAAGAGGCUGCUGGCCCUGAAUUAAACAAUUUGAGGACUGAGGUAUAUACACAAUUUGCUCAUACGUAUCUGAGGCUCGGAAUGCUCUUGGCAAGAGAAGAUAUAUCUGUGGAAGUUUAUGAAGCUGGAGUCUUGGGAGAUGUGCAUGUUGAUUCCACUAGCCCUAGUGGCAGAAAAUCAAGAAAAGAAUCACGUAAGCAUGAGAUUUCAGCCAAUGCUGCCAUUAGGGAGGCACUGUCUCUUUAUGAAUCAUUAGGCGAAUUACGGAAACAGGAGGCUGCAUAUGCCUAUUUUCAGCUGGCUUGCUACCAAAGGGAUUGUUGUUUGAAGUUCUUAGAGCCAGACCAUAAGAAAAGCAGCUUAUCUAAAGGUGAAAACACUAUUGUCCAACGGGUCAAGCAGUACGCAGCCUUGGCAGAGAGGAACUUGCAAAAGGCCAUGGAUUUCUAUGGCCCCAAGACGCAUCCUACCAUGUACCUGACUAUUCUUAUAGAAAGAUCAGCUCUUUCACUGAGCCUUUCAAGCCCUUUACACUCAAAUGCAAUGUUGGAAUCAGCUCUGUCUUACAUGCUCGAAGGACGGUAUGUGUCAGAAACAGAUUCGGACUCUUCGAAAACUGAUCAUUCUGAGGUACUUGCCAAGUUUUGGAGUCAGUUGCAGAUGCUUUUGAAGAAGAUGUUGGCUGUGGCACUUGCUGCACGUGUGAACAAAUCUCCUGUUUCUCAGCCACCUUCAAUAUCCAACAGGUGUGGAGAUGCUGAAAAGCUGAGGGAGCUUUACAAAAUCUCUCUCAAGUCCACCAAGUUAAGUCAAUUGGAUGAUAUGCACUCCUUGUGGACAUCAUAAUCUGGGAACUUGUCUGUGCACGACAGCCUUAUUGUAAUUAUGUGGCGAUAACAGGUGGAGAGAGAGCUUGGGUUUGUAAUGUAUUGUAAUAUGCUCUGCAUAAUAUUGUCUAUAGAAAGAAUUGUAAAAAGAAAAAUCCGAACAAAUAUUUGGUAAAUAUGAGCUUUUUGAAUUCUGGUAAUACUAGUAAUAAUAUUUCUUGGAGUAUUUUGUCAU
Prunus persica (peach) is the source of this 4731-nucleotide messenger RNA. RefSeq lists its product as uncharacterized. The record is from RefSeq and is a predicted model, not a curated record. The coding region runs from base 160 to 4515 and encodes 1451 amino acids. Gene Ontology annotation, biological process: positive regulation of DNA-templated transcription. Lineage: Eukaryota; Viridiplantae; Streptophyta; Magnoliopsida; Rosales; Rosaceae. The transcript has 9 exons.